Messenger RNA from Oryzias latipes (Japanese medaka), 4962 nucleotides. Its product is annotated as prostaglandin G/H synthase 1. Gene Ontology annotation, biological process: response to oxidative stress; cyclooxygenase pathway. Gene Ontology annotation, molecular function: peroxidase activity; prostaglandin-endoperoxide synthase activity; oxidoreductase activity, acting on single donors with incorporation of molecular oxygen, incorporation of two atoms of oxygen. NCBI's taxonomy places the organism in Eukaryota, Metazoa, Chordata, Actinopteri, Beloniformes, Adrianichthyidae. Gene Ontology annotation, cellular component: cytoplasm; neuron projection. The record is from RefSeq and is a predicted model, not a curated record.
UCCCAUUUUUCUUUUUUCCCCAUCUGCUGGUAGGUGAGGUGCGAAAGAUUGCAGCUCCCAGAGAAAAGGAGUUAAGCUGUGCAACAGCUGUUUUUUUUUGUGUUUUAUCGCUCUAAUCUGUCUGUGAAUUACCCAUCUUUACCUGAGCCAUCUUGUCUCAAUCUGGAUUACUGAACCUUUCUGCUGGUUUUCUAAACUGGAAUGUCAGUUUUAUGAUCUGAGGCUGCUGUUAUGAGAACCUCUAUCUUUGGAUGCGUGUUUGUUCUCCUUCUGCUGUUAAGGGAGCCAGGUUGCCACGGGGAGGAGGUCACCUCCAGCACAGCAGUCAAUCCAUGCUGUCACUACCCCUGCCAGCACUGGGGCGUGUGCGUGCGCACCACACAGGAGGAGUAUGAGUGUGACUGCACCCGCACCGGCUACUAUGGAGAGAACUGCACCAUCCCUGAGUUUUUGACCAGGGUGCGUCAGUUCCUCAAACCAAGCCCAAAAGUGGUGCAUUACAUUCUCACACAUUUCCACUGGCUGUGGGACGUCAUCAACAACACUUUCUUGCGGGACACCCUCAUGCGUUUAGUUUUAACAGUGAGAUCCAACUUGAUACCCAACCCUCCAACUUUCAACUCAAAGUAUGGCUACCUCAACUGGGAAUCCUACUACAAUCUCAGCUACUACACUCGAAUUCUGCCCCCUGUGCCGGAAGACUGCCCAUCACCUAUGGGAGUCAAAGGGAGGAGCCAGCUGCCUGACCCAGAGGUUGUGGUGGAGAGGCUGCUGAAGAGAAGGACAUUCAGACCUGACCCUCAGGGCUCCAACCUCAUGUUUGCUUUCUUCGCCCAACACUUCACUCACCAGUUCUUCAAGACCUACAACCGCAUGGGUGUGGGCUUCACUAAGGCUCUGAGCCAUGGGGUGGAUGCAGGACACAUUUAUGGAGAUAACCUGGAACGUCAGCUGGCUCUUCGGCUUUUUAAAGACGGAAAACUGAAAUAUCAGGUUAUUGAUGGACAGGUGUUCCCUCCCUCUGUGGUCGAUGCAGCGGUUUACAUGAGCUACCCCCCCGGAGUUCCCCCUGAGCAUCAAAUGGCCAUCGGUCAGGAGGUGUUUGGACUCCUACCAGGUUUGGGUCUGUACGCCACUCUGUGGCUGCGGGAGCACAACCGCGUCUGUGACGUCCUGAAGGCGGAGCAUCCUGUGUGGGACGACGAGCAGCUUUUCCAGACGGCUCGCUUAAUCAUUAUUGGUGAGACGAUACGAAUCGUCGUUGAGGAGUACGUGCAGCAUCUCAGCGGCUACCUGCUGGACCUGAAGUUUGACCCCACACUGCUGUUCAACUCCCAGUUCCAGUAUGGAAACCGCAUCGCGCUGGAGUUCAGCCAGCUGUACCACUGGCACCCUUUGAUGCCGGACAGCUUCCACAUAAACGGAGAUGAGCUGUCGUACAAACACUUCCUGUUCAACACAUCUAUUCUGACUCACUACGGCGUGGAAAAGCUGGUGGAUUCCUUCUCCCGCCAAAUUGCUGGCCAGAUUGGCGGGGGCCACAACAUUAAUGCUGUGGUGACCCAUGUGGCCGUGAGUACAAUCAAGGAGUCCCGCCAGCUCCGGAUCCAGCCUUUCAACGAGUACAGGAAGCGUUUUAACCUGGAGCCGUACGCGUCUUUCAGAGAGUUUGCGGAUAAUGAGGAGAUAGCCCAAACGCUUGAAGAGCUGUAUGGUGAUAUCGACGCUCUGGAAUUUUACCCCGGCUUGAUGUUGGAGAAGACGCGACCAGGGGCCAUAUUUGGGGAAAGCAUGGUGGAGAUGGGUGCACCCUUCUCUCUCAAAGGCCUCCUGGGGAACCCCAUAUGUUCCCCGGAUUACUGGAAACCCAGCACCUUUGGUGGGAAAGUCGGCUUUGACAUAGUGAACACAGCCAGCCUGAAGAAGCUGGUCUGUCUGAACAGCAGGACGUGUCCGUACGUGUCGUUCCAAGUUCCAGCUGAGGAGAAAUCACAACCGGGGAAGGAAUGUCCCGAUGAGCUAUGACCAUGUGCAGCCCACACAAGGUCAAGGCUUUUAUUACACCCCGGCAUGAAGGUGGAACAAGCUGAGACGACGGCGGUGAGAGGUUCUGAAAUCAAAGCUCAGUGUGGACGUUUUUCUUUUUCCUGUCCUGUGGAAACAUCAGACAGAAGUGGUUUUAUUCCCUGCAGAGUUUUCUUACGCAAGAUUUAUGACCACAAAUACAUGUAACGGCUUCUGCAUCCACUGGAAGAAACAAAAUAAAAACCUAUAGUUUUGUUUUUAAAUAACAUAGACAGCUUCUCAAAUCUUUAUCACUUUCCAUUGUUCUGUAAGUGUGAGGAGACCCCACCUCCCUAUCUUAUCUACUGCCAGUAAAUCUAGUUUAUUUUGGCUCCAAAUGAAACACUGCUGCAAUUCAAGAAGAGGCUUUUUUAAACAUUUCUUUUUACACCGUGUAUCUCUACUCCACAAGAAGAACACUGAAACAUUUCUGAACAUUUACAUAGGAUGACAAAGAUAUUAGAUAUGUGGGACUUUCAUGUCUGAUCUAGAUCUUUGAAAAUGCAGCUAAGUGAAAGUACAUCCUGUUUUUCCCCUUUUUUCAAGGAUUAAAAGCCAAAUGUUUGGUUUGGCAAAUGUGAUGCUGACAACAGACAUGUACAGGAAGCUACAGGAGUGGUAUGAACUAAUGGGCUUCUCACUGCAACCUGGAGGAUGUUUGUGCAAGUGUUUUGUUAAAAAAAAAAUUAAACAGCAAAAAGCAAACAUUUUAGAUUUGGAACCCUUAAAAAAAAGACAGAGUUUGAAAAAAGGAGCCAGAGAGGAAGAAAAAGAAAAUUAAGGAGAAACAAAUGCCAAAAGGAAAAAUGCUGAAAGAAAAAAGAGGCAGUUUUUGCAAUGACUUGAUAAAAAGGUUUAGAGUUGACUGAACAUGCAGCAGUGAGGGGCUGUGGAUGACUGAAGUAAAGAUUUGAAGAUAGCUCCGGUUCAUUUAAUGAUACCCUGAAGAAUAAAGAUUUUUUUCUCAGAGAAAGUGUUCAAAGACGUCAGCAGCAAAAUGUUGAUCUUAAUCGGAGUGAAAACUGAUGUCAGAAUUUAAAUAAGACAAGUUUUCCCAUCAAGGUAUCUUUAUUAAAUAGUCCAGAAUAUUUAAAGGUUUAUAAUCUAAAGGAGUAGCUCAGAGAGUAUAUGUAUGAACAGGCUGUGCACAGAUUUUAGGAACUUAAUAUUGAAAAUUUUUAAGGUUUAUUUCCCACUAAUCGUAUACUUAAGUGAUGACCACGUGCACAAAGGAAAUGCACAUCAGUGAAGUUUUGUAAACACGCAUCAACAAUGUUGUUGGACUAAAAAAAUCACAAUCAUUAACUACAGAGUAACACUAUUCAAAUGUGUCAAAAUAAUGAUAACAUAUAAUAUAUAAUUGCUGUUCUUAAUAAUUCAUAUUUAAAAUAUGGUGAAGGAGACAGAAAGAAACAAAAAUUUUCUUAACUAAAUACGGGAUCUAAAAUUGUUGUACCAGGAAAGUAUAUUUAAAUAAUCAAAUUUUACACAAAUAUCUUUUCAUGUUUUACCUUGAGGCCUGAAAAUGUUUAGUGUCACACUGAAAUGACAGAAAACCUAUACAGGAAGCUUAAGUAGCAAAAAAAAAAGCCAAAUAAAAUGCUUGAGUUCUUGACUUCAAAUGCAUAACUAUUUUGUUCUGAAAAAAAAACGAUAAGUGUUUUAAAGCAUAAAAAUAAUUACAUUUAUCAAAGAAACCUAAGAGUUUACUCAAGAUAAAAGCAUUAUUUUAAAAAAAAAACCGUUGUUUUAUUUGCUUUUACAGCAGUUAUGAAAAUGCAUUAGUAGCAGCCUGGACAAACAGAUUUACCAUAAACUCCUGUUUGUUAAGUAGAGUGCCGUUCAUGUAUUUGACCUCUAGGUGUCACUAUUGAGAGCUUUCAGAUCUUGUUUUAACCAAUGAAACAGUUUGACAUUUGAGAUAUGGUUAAUGACAGGUUUUUUGUUUUUUAUUUAAUUUAAUUUUUUUAGUUGAUAUUAUUAAUAUUACCCAUAAAUGUUAUUGCUGCACAUAGUCUUAGUUCCCUCAACAACAAUUUUUUUUAAAAACAUCUAUUUCAUUUAAUAAAAAUUCAAAACAUCAAUAAAAUACAAAAUGAAACAAUAAAGUACAUAAAAAAUGUUAAUAAAAAUUGCUCUUUACAUAAAUACUAAGCCCUGCCUACAUUUUAAAUAAACAUCAAUACAUUUACCUACACAAACCCUCAUUUAACCUCUUUUACAAAGAUUUAGUAGCAUCACGUACUUAAAGUGUCAAAAAUAAAUGUUGCUUGAUAAAUACUACAUGUUUGCCAAUCAUCUCAUUUUAAUAAGACUUUUAAAGGCUGCAAUUGAUUUUGUAUUUUUAGUUACUGUGUCCAAUUUAUUCCAGAUGUUCCGAUGUUCCAAAUCUGGGUUUUCUGAAUAUUUCAUGUCAUUUUAAGUCAAUAGGAUUUAGUCUUUUAUCGAAUUUAACCUGUAAAUUAUGGGGUAACCAUGUCGUGUGUGCUUUGUACAUAAAUUUAAGAAGGUUAAAAUUAAGUACGUCAAUACAUGUUAGUAUUUUCAAAUGACUGAUUAGUGGUCCCGAUGGGUCUCAAUGUUUACUUCCUGUAACAAUUCGUAUUGCCUUUUAUUGUCAUGGUAAGAUUAGAUUGGGUUUAUGUAUGUUUUCUUAUUCUUUUUUCCUUUUGUUCAAGAUUAGAUUAGAGUCAAAAGUCUAAUUUAGUGUACAUUUUUGCAAAAAGAAACAACUUCAGCUGCUAAAAUUCAAUUUUAGUUUCUUGUUGAAUGAGACGAUAUGUUAUUUUUAUUAAUGUGUCACUAAUUUGUGGUAUUUCUAAUUUUAACCAAUCUAUUUAUUUUAAAUAGCUGCAUUUUCAUUCAUUUGUUCAGUAAACACAAAUCGAUCUAUUUGUA